AUGACCAGGGAUAAACUUCCUUCAGAGGUCAGGUUUGAUAAAGAAAAAAAAUCUGACUUUACUUGGAAUGUCGCGGCAAUGGGUGAAGAAACAUAUGUGGACUCCUGGAGAGAUAUGAUUCAGUCCUGGAAAAAUCUAGAAGAUUUCGCACAGUUACUUAGAAGAUAUGACACCAAGGAAACUCCAAUAGGGAAUGUGAUGCAAAGCUGGAAUACGGAUGACAUGUUUGGCUAUCAGUUCUUGAAUGGCUGCAAUCCUGUCAUGAUCAGAAAAUGUGUAGAACUUCCAGACAAAUUUCCAGUCACACAUGAGAUGGUGAAGGGUUCUCUGCAGAGAGGUCUCACAUUACAAGAGGAAAUAAAGGCAGGAAACAUCUACAUAGCAGAUUAUGAAAUCUUGAAUUAUCUGGAAGCCAAUAAGACAGACAAAUGGCAAUACUAUUUGACUGCACCCAUCUGCCUACUGUACAAAAACAGACUGGACCAAAUCGUGCCAAUUGCCAUUCAGCUCAGACAAACACCAGGGGGAAAAAAAACGAUCUUUCUCCCAGACGAUAAGAAAUACGAUUGGAUGCUUGCCAAGAUGUGGGUGAAAUCUUCCGACUUUAAUCUACAUGAGCUGUCCACACAUCUUUUCAAGACACAUCUGAUAUCAGAGGUUUUUGAAAUAGCCAUGUACAGACAGCUCUCUACGGUCCACCCUGUGUACAAGUUACUGAUACCUCAUGUCCGGUUCACAAUGGCAAUCAAUGCAGAGGCCCGUGACAAACUCAUCCAUGAAGAAAAUGGGAUCUACAGAAAGAUUAGCAGCAUAAGUGCAGAUGGGAUUAAUACCUUAAUGAAAAGAGCCAUGAAGGCUUUAACCUACAAGUCCCUGUGUUUCCCUGAGGAAAUAAGAGCUCGAGGAAUGGAAGAUGCACCUAAGUACUAUUAUAGAGAUGAUGGUAUGAGGAUCUGGGAGGCAAUAAAGAGUUUUAUUACUGAUCUGGUCAAAAUCUACUAUGACAGCGAUGAGGCUGUUAAAAAAGAUGUAGAGAUUCAAGCAUUUGUUGAGGACGUUUGCCAGGGCUUGCGGGGACAUAAAGAGUUUCCACGGUCUCUGAAUACUCGAGCGGAGCUAAUAGAGUACCUGACCGCUAUGAUAUUCAACGCUUCAGCACAGCAUGCUGCAGUCAACUUUGGGCAGUAUGACUGGUAUGGCUGGAUCCCCAACAGUCCUUCCUGCAUGCGCAAGCCGCCUCCCAAACAGAAGGGUCAAGUGAAUCUGAAAUAUAUCAUGGAUACUUUGCCUGACUCUGAUUGUUCCCGUGUGGUUCUAGGAAUCGUUUGGACCCUUAGUCAGUUCCAGAGAAAUGAGCUGUACUUGGUUACAGACAAAAUAUAUAAGCACUUCACGGAGCAACCAGUGAAGGAAGCCAUCAAGACCUUCCAGGAGAAACUAGGUGAGGUGGAAGACCGCAUCAAGUGCCGAAAUGAAAAAUUACCAAUACCUUAUGGUCUCCGAACCCAGGCCGAAGCUGUGAUACUGACCCUAGUUCACUGUGAGUGUGAAGAUUGCGUGUUUGUCAGUAAUCAUAUCCUAGGCCGAGAAAAGAGCCCUGUGUACGAGGAGCCGAGUGGUGGUGUUGGACGGCCGUUUCAUACCUCCUACAGGUCCCGAGCCAAGGGCUCGUAUCGAUGUCGGACUGUUUCCAUUGACUGUUGGAAAGUGAAAGCGUCUGGGAGUUCUCCAUUUAAUCAUCAUCAAGCAUGGUCUCAAGUGCAGACGAUCCCACACUUUCACUGCUGUUACUGUACAAAUCCAGCCUCUGGACAACCUCCCAUUGGCUGCAGCACCACCUUCAUCCCCAGCAUCGGCAUCCCCACCUUUAUUUCCCCUCGACAUUGGAACAUGUCUGUACUGAUUUUGAGGUCUGUGGAUGUGCUGUACACUGUUCCCUUAGGGAAGGACGCGGGAGCCGUUGACGGUGAGACUCGAAGGAAGGAGAAGAGAGGUGCCGCCCUCCGUCCAGGAGUAUCCGUGGGAGGAUACCAGCGCAUUGUGAUCAUCCCAGUAGAAGGAGAGUUAACCUGUAAAGUGGGACCCCCGGUGCGUCAACAGUCGCCUAUACCGAUCCCAAGCGUGGGCAGUGGGAGAUCAUAUCUGCGAGACUGUGUGACACGCUCUGAAGAGGGACGGAGAGCCUUAGUUCAUGUGACCCUUUACCUCUGCCUGGAUUACCUUAUCUGCGGACUUAACCCAUCUUGCUCCCCAGUAUGGCCCGAGGAGGACGCCAGGGACCUUAAGGGGCGAGAGAAGAAACAAACCUCUCAGACCAGAGAAGAGGAGGGCGCCACGGAUAGCAGGGACCCUUCAGGAAAGGAGUCCUAG
Molecule: messenger RNA, 2370 nt
Organism: Misgurnus anguillicaudatus (oriental weatherfish)
Lineage: Eukaryota; Metazoa; Chordata; Actinopteri; Cypriniformes; Cobitidae
Source: RefSeq, a predicted model, not a curated record